AUGGACGUCGCCUACAACCAGCACUCGCGCGAGGCCAAGCGCAAAAACAGGUCCACCACUAACCUCAACCACCUCACCCUCGCGCCCCUCACCACCAAGCUGCCCCUCGACCACCACCACCACAGCAGCGACCACGAGCAGCACGUAACCAUCGCCGACUCGACGACGUGGUCCACCGCCUCCUUCGUCCACAGCACAUCCUACCUGCAGGGCAAGUCCGCGCCCACGACGCCCGGCCUGCUGUCCCGCUCCCCGGCCCGCUCCCGAUCGCGCGGCCACAACGGCAGCAGCAGCAGCCGCAGGGGCGGCGCCUCUACGCCCACGAGCGGCGGCGGCGGCGGCGGCGGCAGCCACCUGCCCAAGAGCAAGUCGGCCACGCACCUACCUGCGGCCGCGCACUCGCGCCACCUCGCGUCCCACAGCGUCACGACGCUGUCCACGACGACGCACGGCGGCACCGCCAGCGUUAGGAGGCGCAGGGGGGAAGAUGGGUUCCUGUCGGCUACGCGGGAGAGGGAAGACAGCGACUGGCUCCUGAGGGCCGGCGCCGUCAUCAGCAGCGAGACGCGCGAGUCCAAGGGCCAGGCGUGGCUGCUGUCCAGGGCGAGCUCGACGAGCCUGUCGGGCAUGCGGGACGCGGAGGAGGAGGCCCUCGAGCGCGAGAUGGCCCGGGAGCGGGAGCUCGCCAGCCGCAGCGCCAGCCGGAGGGGCAGCCUGGCCCCCGGCGACGACAACGCCUUCUACUCGUCGCCUCCCGGGUCCCGCUUCGGCAGCCGCUCCCAGAGCAGGGCCGGCAGCCGGACGCAGAUGCUCACGCCGGGCGAGCGCCGCUCGGUGGACGGGUACUUUGCCGAGGUCGGCGGCAGCAGCGGCAGUCACGAGCGGUUCCCCGAGCCCGACUUUGUCAGCCUCGACGAGGCGCUCGAGUCCGUCGAGCAGGACACGACCGUCGAGGACGAGGCCGACGUCCGCAGGCUCGUCAAGCGGGAGAAGGCCGGCGUCGGCGCCUGGCUGGGCAACAUGGUCGGCUGGCCGCUCUUCUCCGUCCAGGAGAACGAGGAAGAGUCGUCCGAGGACGACGAGGACGACGAAGAGCUCUACACCGAGGGCUCCCUGGACGAGGUCAUGCUGCAGGGCAGGCGCCGCUCUGGCGUCAGGCAAUUCGAGGGCGUUGCCGACCUCUCGGAAGAACGGGUGCCCCCUCCCAAAGAGAACGAGGGGGGCUGGCAGGACGCGGCCUGGCUACUCACCGUGGCAUCCAAGGUUUUGCUAUAA
Thyridium curvatum is the source of this 1275-nucleotide messenger RNA. RefSeq lists its product as uncharacterized. The coding region runs from base 1 to 1275 and encodes 424 amino acids. The record is from RefSeq and is a predicted model, not a curated record. NCBI's taxonomy places the organism in Eukaryota, Fungi, Ascomycota, Sordariomycetes, Thyridiales, Thyridiaceae. The transcript has a single exon.